AAAUUGUUAACAUUAGUCAGGGAUUUUUGAAAAAAUUGAACCGUGCCACCGUCUUUCGGUGGAUCUCGACAGCAGCAUACGUACCAGUUCUCGGGCGAGGCGGCGGCGAUCCAGUGCAGAAGAGGAGAAUCGGGGUUCCUCCAACGAGGUGACAGUGGAGAGUGAUGGCCGAAAGUUCUUCUUCAAUUGACAUGUCUGCCAUGCCUAAAUUUCCAUCAACAAAUCUUACUAUCCUUGCCAUUGAUACUGAUCUCAAAGUUCUUGAGUUCAUCGAGAAAUCAUGCAACAAGAAUUCUCAUCAAGCUAAGAUAUGCUCUGAAUCUUCAAAUGCGGUCAAACUUUUGGCAGAAAAAGAAAUAGACUGUCAUUUGAUUAUCAUGGAACUCAAUAUGCCAGAGAUCAAUGGCUAUGAAUUUCUGGAGUUUCUUGAUGACGAAGCAAUUGAUGUUCCUUUCAUUAUGAUGUCUGAGGAUCGAACUCUGGCUUCCCAAGAGAAGGCUUUUAGACUUGGAGCUUGCGAUUAUUGGUUUAAACCCUUAUUUAAGUAUGAGGUUUUUUUCGAGAAAAAUCAUUUCUUGUCACCUAUGAUGCGACAUCAUAUAUACUUCAAACGCAUAGGGAUAAAUCUUGAUAGCUUGAAAGAAGAUGAAAAAGGUGCGUUAGGUUAUGAUUCUGAUGAAGAAGCCGAAGCCAAUGAUGAUAGUCCCCAUUCUGAUGAAGAAGCCGAAGCUGGUGAUAAUAGUCCUCGUAAGAAAGAAUAGUUUAGUAUGAUUAACAGACUACUGCUAAAUACAUUACUAUUAAAAUAAUACUACUGCUAAAUACAUUACUAUUAAAAUAAUUCAUUUCCUUUCUUAAUUCAUUACUAUCCUUGAAUUGGUUAUGAGUUGUUCAAUUUAUUUCUCAUUUUACUUAAGUAUUUGUCAA
Molecule: messenger RNA, 927 nt
Organism: Vigna radiata var. radiata (mung bean)
Lineage: Eukaryota; Viridiplantae; Streptophyta; Magnoliopsida; Fabales; Fabaceae
Product: two-component response regulator ARR11
Exons: 4
Coding region: 165-761 (198 amino acids)
Biological process (GO): phosphorelay signal transduction system; cytokinin-activated signaling pathway
Source: RefSeq, a predicted model, not a curated record